Molecule: messenger RNA, 1557 nt
Organism: Macrosiphum euphorbiae (potato aphid)
Lineage: Eukaryota; Metazoa; Arthropoda; Insecta; Hemiptera; Aphididae
Source: the annotation of a GenBank genome assembly
AUGGCGCUACAGAAAAUUUGGACCAACAUCAAAGCUAUUUGUUUCAUAGUGCUAGCAUGCUUCACAGCCCUAUUAAAAUUCGUGUUGAAGUUCCCCCUUGGCAUUUAUCGAAAAUUCAUAAAUCCUACCGAUGCCCAUCAAAAAAUAUACAAAACCGUUGCGGAUAUUCCAGGAAAAAUAUCAUUUCCUAUAAUUGGAACCAGGUGGAUCUAUUUGAAAUUUGGUUCGUAUAAACUGAAUGCCGUUCACUUGGCAUACGAAGCUAUGUUUUCCCGGUUUGGGGAUAUUAUUCGUGAAGAAGCUUUGUGGAACUUACCAGUUAUAAGUGUCAUACACAGAGAAUGUAUUGAAAUAGUACUUAGACAAAGCGGAAAGUACCCUAUCCGACCUCCAAAUGAAGUAACUGCAAGCUACAGAAGGUCCCGACCAGACCGCUACACAAAUACAGGGGUUACUAACGAACAAGGUGUAGUUUGGGCUUCAUUGAGAAAUCAGUUGACGCCCAACCUUACCUCCCCUGGGGCGAUAAAAGACUUCUUACCGGAAAUCAAAAGCUUAUCUGAUGAUUUCAUACAUAUGCUCUGCCAAGUGAGGAACAAGAAUGACGUGGUGGAACGCUUUGAAGGCUUUAGCAACAUAAUGGGCCUUGAAAGCGCUUGUAUGUUGAUUUUGGGUAGAAGAAUUAAUGGAUUUUUAGACGGAGUGGUUAGCGAAACAGCUACGAAGCUGGUAGACGCCGUGACCAAGCAGUUUCGGACAUCCCAUGAAGCCUUUUAUGGGCUGCCGCUCUGGAAAAUAAUAAAGACCAAGGCGUACAAGGAAUUCAUAGCAAGUGAAGACACCUUCUAUGAAAUUAUGUCUGAAAUCGUAGACUCAGUGUUGAACGACCAAACACAGUCAGGCACAUCCGAAAGCAGAGUGUUUGGGUCCAUAUUACGGUCUACAAACUUGGAUAUGAAAGAAAAGAAAGCCAUGAUUAACGAAUACAUCCCCGCAGGAAUAAAAACAUUCGGAAACACCUUGGUGUUUUUAUUGUACCUGAUCGCCAAACAUCCGGAAGUACAGGAAAAGUUAUACAACGAGAUAUCACGGUUGGCUCCGGCUGGUACACCUAUUACCAAUGAACAUUUAAAAGAAGCCAAAUAUUUGAAUGCAUGUAUAAUGGAAGCUCACAGAGUUAAACCCACUGCUCCAUGUAUUGCAAGAGUGUUGGAAUCGGAUAUAAUAUACGACGAUUACUGUUUGCCGAAAGGGACCGUCGUGUUGAUGCACACGGGGUUGGCGUGUUUGGACGAAAGGAAUUUCAAAGACGCGACCUCGUACAUCCCGGAAAGAUGGAUGGACAAGGAGACGUACGAUUCACUAUUCUUGAUAACACCAUUUGGCUGUGGCAAACGAAUAUGUCCGGGGAAGCAAUUCAUAGAAUUACAACUCAAAAUUGUCUUAGCAAAGAUGGUCAAGCAAUUUCACAUCGGCUUUGAGGGAGAACUGAAAACUGAAUUUGAAUUUAUUUUGACACCCGUUGACGCGAAUUUUAUUCUACAUGAUAGGAAUUAA